UUAUAGCCAGACGUUAAUUCGAUAAGUCCAAACUCUGAAGAAGCCGCCACAAGGGGGAAGAAAAAAGGAAAAUGAACUCGUGCGCAUUCGAUUGGGAGAGCAAUCACAGAAAAACAAGCUUCAAUUCGAGCUCUCGGCUCGCUCAUUCUUCCAUUUCUUUGAUCAUUGGCGAAUUUUGAGCGCAUUUUUCGGAUUUUCUUCUUCGGGUCAGUCCCCAAGUUUCGUUUAGUUUCAUAAAAUUUUCUGGGUAUUGGGGCAAAUUUCUGUCUUAUUCGUUUUCUUGUUCAUAAUUUGGCUGUUCAAGAAUCGAAGUUUCUGCGUUUUCCAGUAUCUGCUCACAUGCAUGCCUUGUGGGUCUAAAUUGGCGGCGGAAUGUUCUUGAAAUGAGAUGCUUCUCUGUUUUUCUUUAACUAGCUCUGUUUGAUUUAUGUUGGGAUUGAAGUAGAAGACAAGAGAAGUUGAAAUUUGGAGUAACUUAUGAUAAAUUUUUUAUUUGAAAGAAAGUGUGGGGGAAAAGAAAGUUUAUUUUUCGAUUUCUUAUUGGGGUUUCUGUAAAUUUUGAUCUGAGUUCUUGGAGUUGGAUAUGAUGAAUGUGGUGGGAAGAUUCGGGAAUUUGAUCACUCAAGGUGUUUUAGCAUUUGCUAUCCCUUUCCAUCCCUUUGGAGGAGCCAUUGAUGUGAUUGUUGUUCAGCAUGAGGAUGGGACUUUUCGGAGUACGCCAUGGCACGUCCAAUUUGGUAAGUUUCAGGGCGUGCUGAAGGGUGCAGAGAAGGUUCGCGUAACCGUCAAUGGUGUCGAGGCUGGUUUUCAUAUGUAUCUUGAUAGUUCGGGCGAGGCGUAUUUUGUAAGGGAAGUUGAUCCGACCAAGGGAAGUGGUGGUGUUGAAGCUAUGGGUGAUUUGAUUAUUGAUGAUAGGACAGAUUUUGAUGGCAGGAAAGAUGGAAAUCAGGAUGUUCUUGACUCUUGUGUUCAAGAGAAUGGUGUUUUUGAUGCUAGUGUGCAAAUGCAGGAGGAAUCAAGUCCAUUAUACUCUGAAAGAAAUGAGACAGCAGAAUCUGAUGGCAAGGGGAGAUCUUUCCAAGAUGAGGAAUCUUGUAUGGACAGUUCAGUUGAGAUGUUAGAUGAUAGGUCGAAUCAAUAUACGGAUGUGGAAGUUGUAAAAUCACACGAUGAGAAGUCAGAAAUAGUAUUAGGGAGUGUGAAUGGUUAUGAGCCAACUGAUCCUAUCUCGGCAUCAAAAAAGAGUAUGGAGAAAGUGCGAUUGACUCCAACUCAAAAUUGUCGGGGUUGUGGUGAUGGGAUGGAUUUUGGUGAAGGUAAUGAGAAGUCCAAUUCUGGGGAAGAUCCUCAGCCUCGUAAUUGUAAUCAUCUUAAUGGAUCCAAAAGUGGUGUUGAUUUGUAUUACAUUUGCAGUGCCAACAGUGACACUGAUGUUUUUGAGUACCAGCUGGAAGUCUGUGAAGGAGAUGAACAUGUUUUUCAUUCACAAAACCAUGUGGAUAUUACUUCGGGAGGCGAUACAGGUUGUGUUUCUAACUCCCUUUUGGAGCGACCACAACAUGGUCAAUUAGAUUCGGAAGAUGUCAGUCCCUUGUUGGUGACUGAUAAUUCAGAAGCUGAAGGCAUUGAAAAUCCUCCAAGAGUUGAUGAAACUGUAGAAGAGAGUGUUGGUAAAUUCAUCAAGAAAGAGUCAUCCCUACCAAGUGGUCAUGAUUUCUCUGGCACCUGUACAUCUCCCGAUUUACCCGUUAUGGAUAAUCUGGAUCAAAAUGACCAAUCAGUUUACUUUGAUAGUCAUAAUACACAGUUGAAGAAUGAUCAAGUGAAUGAGGCAGUUGAUCAUGAAGAUGGAGGUUUAGAAAGAUCUGUGUCUAACGAUAAAUGCAGUGAAAGCGAGUUUUCGGGAUUUCGUGUACAAAGUUCGAACGAAAGGAUUGACAGUCAGCAAACCACAAACUUCAAAAUUUCACUUUGCGGAAGUAAACUUCAUCCCGGUAUGGGAUUGAGUGCUGCUGCUGAAGUGUUUGAUGCUCAUCGCAUAUCUGCUUGGGCAUUUGGAAGCUCUGCCACGUCAAUUACAAGGAAUGAGAAUCUAAUAAUUAGUUUUCGAGGGAGGUACUGGCAUUGGGAUAAAGUGGCUCCAGUAGUGCUUGGAAUGGCAGCAUUUGGAUUGGAUUUGCCGAUGGAUCCCAAUGAUGCGAUUCCCGUGGAACAAGAUGACUUUACCAGGCCCGAAGAUGAGGAAGCUGAUAACGUUUCUACUCCGUCUGGAAGUAGGUGGAGGCUUUGGUCCAUUCCAUUUCGAAGGGUCAAAACAUUUGAGCUCAAUGGCGAUAGCACAUCUAACGAGGAUGUGUUUCUCGACACCCUAUCUGAGUUACCGAGUCCAACUCUGACAUCCCAACACUACAACGAUUCUCCUCGCAACCGUAUUAUAAGGACAAACAUUCCUACUACGGAGCAGAUAGCGGCUUUGAAUUUAAAAGAAGGUCAAAAUAGGAUCAAGUUCACCUUUUCUACAAAGGUUCUCGGAGUACAAAAGGUUGAUGCUCAUAUUUACCUGUGGAAAUGGAACGCUCGAAUCGUAAUUUCAGAUGUGGACGGGACAAUAACCAAGUCUGAUGUGUUAGGCCAAUUCAUGCCUUUGGUUGGCAUGGACUGGACACAAUCUGGGGUGGCUAGACUUUUCUCUGCAAUUAAGGAAAAUGGAUAUCAGUUACUAUUUUUGAGCGCCCGAGCAAUUGUUCAAGCGUAUUUAACCCGGAGUUUCUUGCUCAACCUAAAACAGGAUGGAGAAGCUUUACCCGAUGGCCCUGUCGUCAUAUCUCCAGAUGGACUAUUUCCUUCGCUGUACCGAGAAGUAAUAAGAAGAGCACCUCAUGAAUUUAAGAUUGCCUGUUUAGAGGAGAUUAGAAGACUUUUCCCUUCCGAUCAUAACCCGUUCUACGCUGGCUUCGGUAACCGAGACACCGAUGAGCUCAGUUACAUGAAAAUGGGGAUCCCAAAGGGCAAAAUAUUUAUAAUCAACCCAAAGGGAGAGGUGGUGAAUAGUCAUUGCCACAAUGUUAAAUCUUACGAGUCGUUGGCCGAACUCGUUAACGUAAUAUUUCCACCAACUUCGUCUGUCCAACCGGAAGACUUCAACUCGUGGAACUAUUGGAAAAUGCCAUUACCAGAGGUUGAUUAAAAUCAGCAUCAGCCAUAUUAGUUAGGAAAAUUUGAGAUACAAAUUUCUUUAAACAUAAGGAAAUUUUGUUAAUACAACAUUUGGGUAAAUUUAUGAUUAGUCAAUAAAAAUCAUAUACAUUUUAUAGCUUAAAUCCGCCUUUUGUUUCUGUGUAUAUAUUCCAGUAAAUAUUGACUUGCUGUAAUAUGG
Messenger RNA from Momordica charantia (bitter melon), 3376 nucleotides. RefSeq names its product phosphatidate phosphatase PAH1. The record is from RefSeq and is a predicted model, not a curated record. Gene Ontology annotation, molecular function: phosphatidate phosphatase activity. Gene Ontology annotation, biological process: lipid metabolic process. Lineage: Eukaryota; Viridiplantae; Streptophyta; Magnoliopsida; Cucurbitales; Cucurbitaceae.